AUGGCUGUUACAGGGUAUGACUUUCAGACAUUAAUGACAGACAUCGACGAAAAGAGAGAUAAAGACGAUACAAGUGUUCCUGCAAAGUUUUGUCGUAAGGCUGCACUGAAGAGCAAUGAGGAGUAUGAAGAGGACGUACGACCGUUUUUGGAUUUGUUCAUGGAAGGAAUAUCUGCAACCGUGACGAAUGUUGUGAAGAUGUACAAUGAGGGUUGGCGACAUUGCACUUUGACGUGGGAUAGCGUGAUUGUAAUGAACCCGCAGGAGUUUGUAGUAAUUCCGGAUGAUCUACAAGCAGGCGAGCCAGACGAGGCGCAACGGGAAGAUGGUGUUCCGGUCGGGGAAGAUCCGUUGCCUGAUUCGAUGGGUCGUGGACGACGGCUGUCUGAAGAAGAAGAUGGGGCGAAGUCCGCCGUGAGGGUGGGUCGAUUGAAGCCUUUUGCGGAGCAUAUGGAUAUAAAGUUACGGUUUACUCAUCACGCUGUUCGAUCGAGAGACGCAUGUCGGAACGUGUUGGAAAAAAAUAUCAGAGAAAUAAAAGAGGAGGCACAGAUGCAUCGGAUAUCAUUUGAACGUUCAUCAAUACCGGACAAGACAUUACGCUACCACCACAUUGACAGUCGGAGCGUUAUUCAGGAAGCGGAUUUAUUCGCGGAGUUAUUUUUGCUACACACAGUAUCAUUCAACCUUGAGCCACACAAGAUCCCGACUAUCCGUAAAAUGAAGUUGUUCCGGGCAUUCAACAAAUACACGUUAGGUACCUACUCAGGUCGGGAGAUCAAUAUGAGGGAAUUGAUUGACUGGUACCAAAUCUCACAAGGGAUAUUAAGGGACCCUAGCGCCAUAAGUUUUCCAGAAGAUAUACUUAAGAAUGAUCCUUGGAGACGGAACGGGUAUGAGUCUACCGAUUUGAUAGAGAAGGUAACGGGUUUUACGCCAAGAUUAGAUUGGGAUCAAAGCAUGAUCCGUCAUGAAUUUACAGUGCCAUCCGAAUUUAGUGCUUCGUAUUAUUGGAGGGUACUGCAAUCAUACCGCGAGCUGUUAGACCCGGUGCUACAGGUUGAUUAUAGUGACUACUCCUACGUGUAUGGAGGACACAAUUUGAUUGUGUUCGGAAACAUUACUAACCACAGUGGCGUUGAAGGUGAUGAUGAAAAGGACCGGCACCCGAGCGCAUUUGUGGACUACUGCACCAACGAAAAAGUGCCCGCGGGCACUCGGCUGGUAAUGAAGGUGCCUAUUGCCAAUCCGAGGUAUGCCAAAACGUGCUACAACUCGAUGGUGCGCGCUGACAUUGCCAAACACAGGAAGUGCUUCCCAGGACUUGAGGACUUAAUUGUGCAUCACUACAAGCCACCAAAAAGCCUCCGUAACUAUCCCCUAAGCUUUGAAGAAGCACUCGAAGGCUUCAACGCUCGCGAACUGUUCGAUGUUGUCACCCAGGAACUCCUUAAAGACAAACAUAAAUCUUUAACUGGGUUCAGGAAACUCCUGAUCGACGUCCUUCAAUCGGCCAAAACAUUCUGGGAUAGGGGCUACCUGCACCAAGACAUGACCCUGGUCAAUCUGAUGCUCUAUCCAGAACAAGCUGCACGAGAUUGCUACAUCGAUGAAUUAAAUUGCGAGGCGGUAAACUUGCGAUGGAUUGACUAUGCAUACCUCGUCAAACUCUCAUCCGCCCGACAGCAGAAGCCAAUACAAGACACUACGACCAUCAGCGUCGAUCUCAUGACUGUCGUGGAUCGACUCAACAGUGUGCACAACUUCAACAUCGCAAAAGACGAAGUCAAGUUUAUUCACAAGUACGAGCACACACAACACACUUCCCUACGUGCAUAG
Messenger RNA from Gregarina niphandrodes, 1839 nucleotides. RefSeq lists its product as hypothetical. NCBI's taxonomy places the organism in Eukaryota, Apicomplexa, Conoidasida, Eugregarinorida, Gregarinidae. The record is from RefSeq and is a predicted model, not a curated record. Bases 1 to 1839 code for a protein of 612 amino acids. The transcript has a single exon.